CCCUCCCAAUCAUGUGAUUCAGGUGUUCCAAUCCCCUCCAUAUCAUGUGGUUCAGGUGCUCCAAUCCCCUCCACAUCAUGUGGUUCAGGUGCUCCAAUCCCCUCCACAUCAUGUGGUUCAGGUGCUCCAAUCCCCUCCACAUCAUGUGGUUCAGGUGCUCCAAUCCCCUCCACAUCAUGUGGUUCAGGUGCUCCAAUCCCCUCCCCAUCAUGUGGUUCAGGGGCUCCAAUCCCCUCCCCAUCAUGUGGUUCAGGGGCUCCAAUCCCCUCCCCAUCAUGUGGUUCAGGGGCUCCAAUCCCCUCCCCAUCAUGUGGUUCAGGGGCUCCAAUCCCCUCCCCAUCAUGUGGUUCAGGGGCUCCAAU
This is a messenger RNA of Staurois parvus, 362 nucleotides long. Lineage: Eukaryota; Metazoa; Chordata; Amphibia; Anura; Ranidae. The record is from the annotation of a GenBank genome assembly.